Molecule: messenger RNA, 612 nt
Organism: Anisakis simplex (herring worm)
Lineage: Eukaryota; Metazoa; Nematoda; Chromadorea; Rhabditida; Anisakidae
Source: the annotation of a GenBank genome assembly
GAGACGUACUAUAUCGACGAGAACGGUAUGUUGCUGGAUGAGCCGGCACAACAGGACUUACGUGCCGUAGAGUUCAAUUUCUUGGACAACAAGAACAUUUGUUGUGGUCUAUGCGGAGAAAUCGUGCCGUAUGAUCUGUUGAUGAGUGAACAUUUACCAACACAACACCCUGAUGUUAUGUUAUCGUCAGUUAUUGUCAUUGUGGGUGCGUUUUGGUUGAAUUGUUUCAUUGGUUCAUUUGGGUCAUUGAAAAUAGACAGUUUGAAGGUGCUUGGCGAUGGUGGCAGUAUGGAUUUCGAGGAGAUUCCAUAUGAGGUGUGGCUGAGGGAUAAGUUGAGUAGUGAGAAGAAGCAUAUGGAAAACGGAUUCAGAAGUGCAGCUUAUGAUCCACUGCGUUUAUCGCGUUCAACACGUGUUCUCAGACGUGUUUCGCAAGUUAGAGUGAAUCCAAACGAAAUGUCAUUGGCACAAUUGGAUAAUGCAUUGCGCAAGAAGAUGGUCGAGAAAAUGGGACGAAAAGUGCCAGUAACGUUAGUGGAUAAGCAGCAUGCGCGAUGUGGUAUCUGUAAUGCAGUGGUUUGUGGCUUGAAUCGAAUCCGUUUACUUCAUUGA